Aphanomyces invadans is the source of this 696-nucleotide messenger RNA. RefSeq lists its product as hypothetical. NCBI's taxonomy places the organism in Eukaryota, Oomycota, Saprolegniomycetes, Saprolegniales, Verrucalvaceae. The transcript has 2 exons. The record is from RefSeq and is a predicted model, not a curated record. Bases 1 to 696 code for a protein of 231 amino acids.
AUGAGCACAACGACCACGCAUCUGAAGGAAGAGAAAUCCAACUCUCUCGUCUUCGCCGUCGCAAACUUCAACAUCUACAUGGUGCGCAUACAGGCCAAGAUCCGCAGCAAAGGCCUGAGGAAAGUUGUGAGCGGCGAAGUAACGGGCGAGGAAGCCGACGACUACGACUCCAAGGAAGAAAGGGCCUUCGAUAUCCUCGUCAACUCCCUCGACGAUGACAACCUGGCCUAUGUGUCUCACGUGACAACGUCCAAGGAAGUGUGGGACCUGCAUAUCACGCCUUACGAAGCCCGAAUGUAUGCUGAUGUGCCCCACAUCAUCCACGAGUUGCACACGAAGGUCUACACACCUGGCUCGUGCAUGCAGAAGCAUAUCACGGACCUGCGCGGCCUCCAACAGAAGCUGCUCCUUAUGGAAUCUCGAGUGGAUGACGAAAUGCUCGGACGAAUCCUGCAGACCAGCGUCAAGGAAGUCUUCCCGACGACGGUGGAAAUAUUGCGCAGCCGUGAACCGUCUGCGACUCUCGACCAAAUCAUCAACCUUGUGUUGUCCAGGGAAGAUGAGGGCAAGCCGGACAACCAAAGGCCUUACAAGAAGAAACAAGCGGUCAAGGACAUAUGCCACUACUGCCACAAGAUUGGGCACUAUCCGUUCGAAUGGCGGUACAAGAAGCGGGAUUUGGCCAAGGCCGUGUAG